AUGACUCCUUUGGAAAUUGCAAACAACACUCUCCAGGCUACACUCAAGACUGUACAAUCGUUGAUGAAGCGUUAUCGCCAGACGCCUGAUUUGAAGCUUUAUGGGGGGAGUGCUACAUCGUUCUCCCCUCAGCUGCUAUCCUGUGCCGCCGUAGUACGGGAGCACUCCAAGGCCGGCAUCUUUGUGUCAUUGCUUGACUGGAAGACCGUCAUAGACAACGACCCGCGCAUUAAGAGUCACCCGUGGUUCCACAAGACCGUGGACUACCACUCCUCCACCUUUGCCGAACCCCAACUCACCACGGCGCUGGUGGACUCCACGGUAAAGACUCUUGUGGAAUCAAUUAGACCCCCUCAGCUCGGCUCAUGGAAGGCGACACAACUGGUUCCAUCGGCUGGUAAUGAAGUGCUACCAAGUACGCCCAGACAUCCAAAGCAGUGCUCCCCCCCCCCAUUGGAAUUCCAGCCACCAACCUGCCUGCCAUGUUCCAUCGCCCCCGUGAUGGUGAGACAGGGUAUCCAUACGGCUGGAAGCAUGAAGACAGAGACAACCGCACAGCCCAGGAAGACGAAAAGGAAAGCGGAAGAGAGCGACAAUGAUGGCAAAGAAGCGGAGGUAGCGCAUGGACUCACACCAACUCCCAUUUCCCGGAAGCCGAUUCGCAAACGGAAGAAGAAGUUUAUGUUGGAUGGAGGAGAUGACGGGGACACUGGUACCAUCCAUGUUAAGCAGAAGACAUUGUCAGUAAAGACAUUCAAUGCUGUGGCUCCGGAUGCCAUAUUAGCAGACACCUCCGCAACAGAAUUGGUGGACAAGAAAGGUUUUUGGGAUGAAAAAACUAGGCCUGCCGGAUGGGGUUUGGAUUCCAACAUCGCCACAACGGUGGAGCUUUCUGUUCGCUACCACUCCCGGAAAUGUGACAAAUGUGUCAAGUUGAAGGUUCCUUGCAUUGUUCUCCCUGACAAGAAGUUCGGAUGCAUCAGACUAACCUGUGCAAACUGCGAUGGGAUGAAGAUUGCCUGCACGAUCAACAGCGCUGGUGUCUGGCAGAGGUUGCAAGUAAAGGUGAAGGAAGCUGUUGGUGAACCGAAUAUCAAUCCUCUUCCCAAAUGUCCUAGGACAUGUGCGAACAAGUCACGCCCUGCCGCCAAAAAUCUGGCAAAAUCUGCUCCAGCCAAGACCAUGAAACCAGCCACUCGUUCAUCCACUUGUGUGGCUCAGACUGUUACUGUGGAUGACCCACUGAACGAACAACCGACGGACUUAAAGCCUAAGCAUCCGGCUCUGCUAGCGCCCCAAAACAUGCAGUCGUCGGACCCUUCCAAACCAUCGGAAAUGGGACUCCCUGCAAUCGUUUCAAUGCCGGCUCCAUUGCAGCCACCAGGACCCACCAAUCUCCCAGAGCCUGAACCCAGCGGAAAAGACAUCUUGCGGAGCAUCCAGGACCUUGGCAGGAGAUUCGAUCUCCUUGCAACCAAUGAGUGGGUGGACGUGUUGGAUGCAAGGGUUGAUUCGGUGGAGGACAGGUUUGGAUGGAGGCUGAUGGUGCUGGAGAAACAGAUCACUGCAUCAGAUGUGCGUUGGCAGUCGGUCAUGUCAUUGAUGGGUAAUCUGUCAAUGUCCCUGCAAAUCCAUAAGAACGAUCCGGCCGCUCACCGUCCUGGCUCCUCCGAUGGUACCAAAUAUGCGCCGCAAAAUGCCCCCAUUGAUGGAUGCCUGGGAAUCUCGACCGUUGGUAGGGAACACACCCAUGAAUGCAAUUAG
This is a messenger RNA of Suillus discolor, 1764 nucleotides long. RefSeq lists its product as uncharacterized. The record is from RefSeq and is a predicted model, not a curated record. Lineage: Eukaryota; Fungi; Basidiomycota; Agaricomycetes; Boletales; Suillaceae. The transcript is spliced from 8 exons. Bases 1 to 1764 code for a protein of 587 amino acids.